GGCGCCCGCACUCACAGAGUCCCCGCUGCUCCACACUCGCCAUGUGUCCUGGGGCACUGUGGCCGCUGCUUUGGGGAGCCCUGGUCUGGGCAGUGGGAUCCGUGGGUGCCGUGAUGGGCUCGGGGGAUUCCGCGCCCGGUGGUGUGUGCUGGCUGCAGCAGGACAGAGAGGCCACCUGCAGCCUGGUGUUGAAGACAGAUGUCAGUCGGGAGGAGUGUUGCUCCUCCAGCAACAUCAAUACAGCCUGGUCCAACUUCACUCACCCGGGCAAUAAAAUCAGCCUGCUGGGCUUCCUGGGCCUGGUGCACUGCCUGCCCUGCAAAGAUUCCUGCGACGGCGUGGAGUGUGGACCCGGCAAGGCGUGCCGCAUGGUGGGGGGCCGUCCACACUGCGAGUGCGCACCCGACUGCGAGGGGCUUCCCACGGGCUUACAGGUCUGCGGCUCUGAUGGCGCCACCUACCGGGACGAGUGCGAGUUGCGCGUGGCGCGCUGCCGUGGACACCCGGACCUACGCAUCAUGUACAGAGGCCGCUGCCAAAGACCUGACCCGCCCUCUCUCGGGCCCACAGAGUCCUGCGCUCACGUAGUGUGCCCACGCCCCCAGUCGUGCCUUGUGGACCAGACCGGCAGCGCUCAUUGUGUGGUGUGUCGUUCUGCCCCCUGCCCGGUGCCUUCCAGCCCCGGCCAGGAACUCUGUGGCAACAACAACGUUACCUACAUCUCCUCGUGUCACCUGCGCCAGGCCACCUGCUUCCUGGGUCGCUCCAUUGGAGUUCGCCACCCGGGCAUCUGCACAGGUGCCCCCAAAGUACCACCAGAGGAGGAGGAGAACUUCCUGUGAGCUGCAGCAGCUGGGCCUGGUAUUUGAGGCCGUCCCAAUUAUUUAUUGUCACAGAAAAGAUUCUAAUUUAUGUCACAUGGACAUUCCCCAAACCUGGCCUGAAAGCACUUGGGGUCCCCUAGGAUCCUGAGCAUGUAUCACAAGGACUGAAGGGAGGUUUUAUAAGAGUUGGUAUGUGCCAUCACCAGGUACAAGGAUCAAGUUAGGAUUCCAAGGAGGGCAGCUUCACAGAGACCCCUGCUUGAUCUCUCUGCCUGCUUUCCAGACUGGAGCUGAGUCUCAGGGCACGGUCAGUGGUAGUGUAGUGUGUCCGCCACAACUACUGUUCACACAGGGCCUCUCGGCCUCAGCCCAGAGAAACACUGGGUUCUUCCCUAUCCGUUCCACCAGGCCGUGACUGACUGGCAGGCCCAGGGUAGCCAGUGGAUGCCAGGACUCACUGUGCCCAGAGCGCUCCAGAGUCACUCUAGUGCCUAUUGCCCUGUUCUGGAGACACCAGAAUCAGCUUCUACCCAGUGCCCACCCAGCCCUACCCAUCAGUCAGGUGCUGCCUGGGGCAUGACCCUUCCCUCUGACAGCUGCACUCAGAAUUACCCACAUGUGCCUUGAAGGAGACCACGAAGAAUGGGGGCUGUAGCUCAGUGGCUAGAGUGCUUCCCAGCUCCCACAUGUAAAACAGACAUGGGCGUGAUCAGGGGUACAGGCUCAGCCUUGACUGCACAGUGAGUUUAAGGCCAGACUGAAACCUUAUAUCUCUAAAAAACUUAAAAGGGGUCGGGUGGUUUAGGGCCAUAUUAUACAGGCCCAUAUUUUUACAUGUCUUUAUUUUUUUAUUUUUUUGAUUUUUCGAGACAGGGUUUCUCUGUAGUUUUUGG
Molecule: messenger RNA, 1717 nt
Organism: Myodes glareolus (Bank vole)
Lineage: Eukaryota; Metazoa; Chordata; Mammalia; Rodentia; Cricetidae
Source: RefSeq, a predicted model, not a curated record